UGGGGAGCCUUCAGACCCUCGAGCCAUUCAGCUGGAGAGCAGCGCGUUGUCAUCUAGGCUGGCAUGCGGCGGGACCGGCCCGCGGCGCCGGACUUUUGCUCCCAACGCGGGGCCCACGUCCCUGUGCCCACGUCGCUGUGCCCGGCUGCUAGCUGCAUGGAAACCGGAGGCGAUGGCGCCGAGGCUGGCAGAUAGGGGGCGCCGCGGGCCUCUGAGAGAGGAUUUUCCUGGGAUCUCUGCAGCAGCGGCCCCUUUUUUCUCUUUUCCUCCUGUGCAUUUUGUUGGCUCGUUUUAUCACCUGCACACCCUGCAGGUCUGACUGCCCCCGGCGCCGUUGCAGGGUCUCCUCGGGGCCUGUCGUUCUCCUCCUCCUCCUCCCCCUGCUUCGUGCUGCGGCCUUGACAUCGGGGCUUCAGAGGAGCAUGGCUCAGCGACUGCGCUUCCAUUUCGCCACCAGGAGGAGCAACACGGACCCUCUGUCUGAGACGUGUGGCCUGCGCGGGUCGGAGUUCGGCCCCCCUGACACCUGCUCCCAGCCUGGGGGGGCCAGUGCCCCGCUGGGCUCCCCCCCAGGCUGGCAGCGCUCCGCCCUGUUCAUCCCUAUGCUCGGCUGCGGCGGCAAGAAGAGCACGCUGCAGAUCUCGCUGCGGCAACACGGGCCGACCCGAGCGGCCCAGGGCCCAGCAAGCGGCACCGGCGCUGAGCAAGCAGACCAGGACCCAGCCAGUGAUGCCGGCUACUGCAGCAGCAGCAGCAUCUCGGAGGCGGAGCCGUGUGACAGGAGACCGGGCCGCGGCUCAACCCACCAGCCGCUGCGCCGCUGCACCUCCCUCGUCAUCUUCCCCUGCAGCCCAUGCACCACCCCUCCCACCUCCCCCCUCGGCUCUGGCCUCCAGGCCCGGUCGUGCUCCGAUAGACGCGGGGCCACCGAUCCAGACGGGGACCAUAGCUUCAAUCGGGCGGAUUGGUGCCCUGGCAUCACACUGCAUUUUGCUCCCAAUGGGAACGCCUGUCUGGAGCCCCCUCAGCGCACCCCCCAGGCUGACCCAGAGCCCCGUCUCCAACAUGUAACUCUGCUCCGCAGCACAUCUGUGUGCCUCCCCCCGCAGGGGCCUGCUGAGGAUCCCCAGGCCAGCCGCUGGGGCGGAGAAGCCGCUGGUCAGACGGGGGCCCAGCGCUGCCCCCCUGCCCUGCAGAGGAGUGUGUCGCUGGAGAUACCGCUCUCCCGCGCUUCGGGCCGUGUUACCAGGAGAAACCCACCUCUUGUCCACAUCCAUGUGUCCCCUCGACCAGAGGGCAGGGCCCCCAACCUCCUUAGGACAGAGCACACCAGCUACAAAAACAAUCGUGCAAAGAGUUGCACGGGAGCAAACUGCAGGGUAAGCCGCGUUUCCCCGCCCGCGAGUGCAUUGAUGGCUGCAACAGAACCUUCUUCCUUCCUGAAUGCUCAGCCUCGGAGAGCCAGACCUCCUAGAUGCUGUGCAGACAGAGCUGCUAAUCGCACUCGAGAUGACUUCCUUGGACAGGUGGACAUACCUUUACAUCAGGUCCCAACAGAAAAUCCUAAUGGUGAAAGGCUGUACCAGUAUAAGGAUUUUCUCCUUCACCCGAGGAGUCACAAAUCGCGGGUCAAGGGUUUUCUGCGCCUGAAGAUGACGUACCUGCCGCGCGGCUCGGCCGAGGACGACGAAACAGGGGACGCAGAGGAGCCUGAUCCUGGCUGGGAUUCGCUGGAGGGCCAGGACAUGGCUGGGCCUCAGCCCCUGCUGCCUGCGCUGCCCCCUGGCUGGGAGGAGCGGCAAGACAACCUCGGCAGGACGUACUAUGUCAACCACGAGAGCAGGACGACUCAGUGGCAGAGACCCACAGCCCAGGACGGGCACGAGGAGGAGGAGCGGCGGCAGACGGGCCACAUGGUGGCACAGCACGCCUUCGCGGCUCGCCGGCAGAUAUCCGAUCACGAGGAGGGCCACCAGCACAACUGGGGCGUCUCUGUGGAGGAGGAGGCCACGGUGUAUGGGAAACGCGGACAUCGCUCCUCCCUGCCGUCCCCGUCCCUGUUCGUGGAGCCCGGCCUGCCGGAACGCCGGCCCUCCCUGCCGUUUCUGCCCGCCCCUGUGGGGCUGCUCCCCGGCUGGGAGGAAAAGCAGGACAGCCAAGGGCGGCUUUACUAUGUCAAUCACACCAGCAGGACCAGCACCUGGAACCACCCUGUUACACAGGAGGCUAUUGGCUUCUCCGCGGUCACAGAUAUGGAUGCAGCCGGGACUCCCCAUGCCUCCCCGGGGUCGCUGUUCCCGCAGCUGUCUCCAGAGGGGGCGCCGCCGCGCUCGUCUGAGCCCGGGCCCCCGCUGAGUUUUAUGCCCUCAGGCUGGGAAAUCCGCACUACUCCGGAUGGACGGCCCUUCUUCAUCGACCACAACUCCAGGACCACCACCUGGGAAGAUCCCAGACUGAAAAUCCCGGCGCACAUGAGGCGGCGACCUAUGCUCGACCCCUCUGACCUUGGGCCGCUCCCAGCUGGGUGGGAAGAGAGGCUCCACAGUGACGGCAGGAUCUUCUACAUAGACCACAACACCAAGACCACGCAGUGGGAGGACCCUCGAUUGCAGGAUGCAGCCAUAACAGGACCGGCUGUGCCUUAUUCCAGAGACUACAAGCAGAAAUACGAGUACUUCUGCAGGAAGCUGAAGAAGCCGUCCGACAUCCCGAACCGCUUCGAGAUGAAGCUGCAGCGAGCCCGUCUGCUGGAGGACUCCUACAGACGCAUCAUGUCGGUGAAGCGGCCCGAAAGCCUGAAGGCCCGGCUCUGGAUCGACUUUGAGGGCGAGAAGGGCCUGGACUACGGCGGCGUGGCCCGAGAGUGGUUCUUCCUCAUCUCCAAGGAGAUGUUCAACCCCUACUAUGGGCUGUUCGAAUACUCGGCCACGGAUAAUUACACGCUGCAGAUCAACCCCAACUCGGGCCUGUGCAACGAGGAUCACCUCUCCUACUUCAUGUUCAUCGGAAGGGUGGCGGGCAUGGCUGUCUACCACGGCAAGCUGCUGGACGGCUUCUUUAUCCGGCCCUUCUACAAGAUGAUGCUGCAGAAGCCCAUCACCCUGCAGGACAUGGAGUCAGUGGACAGCGAGUACUUUAACUCCCUGAUGUGGAUUCUGGAGAACGACCCGGAAGACUUGGAUCUGCGCUUCACCAUCGAUGAGGAGUUCUUUGGACAGACUCAACAGCAUGAGCUGAAGCCUGGUGGAUCAGACAUCAUGGUCACCAACAGCAACAAGAAGGAAUACAUACACCUCGUCAUCCAGUGGAGGUUCGUGAACAGAGUGCUGAAGCAGAUGGACGCUUUCAAGGAGGGCUUUUAUGAGUUGAUUCCACAGGACCUCAUCAGGAUAUUCGACGAGAAUGAGCUGGAGCUACUAAUGUGCGGCCUUGGAGAUGUGGACGUCAACGACUGGAGGGAGAACACCAAGUACAAGAAUGGGUACUGCGCCAGCAGCCCUGUUAUCAUCUGGUUCUGGAAGACGGUGCUGCUGAUGGAUGCCGAGAAGCGUAUCCGCCUGCUGCAGUUUGUGACGGGCACCUCCCGUGUGCCCAUGAAUGGAUUUGCGGAGCUAUAUGGGUCUAACGGGCCGCAGCUCUUCACCAUUGAGCAGUGGGGGACACCCGACAAGCUGCCCAGAGCACACACCUGCUUUAACCGGCUGGACCUGCCGCCGUACGAGUCCUUCGAGGACCUGCGAGAGAAACUGCACAUCGUCAUCGAGAAUGCGCAGGGCUUCGAUGGCGUCGACUAGAACGGGGCUCCGGUGGAGCUCAGGCCAAUGGCCGUGCAGAUGCAUGCCUGCCAAUCAAAACCCACCAAGAAGGCCCGCCUCCUUAUUUUUGGUGUCUCAAACAAUCGGGUUGCUCCAUUUCCCUUCUGAGCCCACAGUCUGAGAGCUGCAUGUUCAUUCACGCAGAUGCCUUCUGUAAAUAUCACUGAAUGUGUUUUCAAAAAAAAAAAAAAAAAACACACGCACACUGCCUUAUCCAUUUUGACUAAGCUCUAUAUCUCCUGUUCCUGCUGUCCAUCUACUCAAGUGUACUCCUGUGUAUGUACGAUGGUGUUGUGUAAAUGUUUUUAUACAUAAGUUUCUUAACACAUGGCUCUUAAAAGUAAAGAACUCUUUGCUCUUUGAGACGAAAUGCACGUUUACACAUUACUGGUUCCCUCUAGUGAUAAAUUCACAACUUUUCCUUUGACAUUAAUCAAUUUUAAGAUUUUUAGCAUUUGUUUUUAAAGGAAAGAGUUCUUUUGUUACUGAAGUUGAUAAGUCUUAAAGUGCCUUUAUCUUCAACUGUCUGCAACUUCAUAUUCUGAUUUAAUUUUUAAUCAAGAUUAAGUAUUGUGUUUACAAACAUUUGAGUAUAAGGAUAGGAUUUCCCCCCCCCUUAUUUAUUGCAUAACAAUUGCCAUAUGUAUUAAUUGUACUAAAAUGUGAUAGUCAAAAUUGUAUUCUCUGUUACACUUGAAAGAACAUGAAAUGAAUUAGAAAUUAAAUAUUAAAAUGUGUAUUUUAUAUAUGCAUCAAUAUAUUUGAUACAUGCAAUUUUGACUGUUAAAGAGGGUAAGUUAUUUAGUAGAUCUUGUAUAAUUGUUUGUUUAAAAUCAUUAAAAUGCAUGCCAGAGGGAACAGUGCUAUAUUUGGGACAAUUUAAUAAACAACGACGAGCUGCUUACCUCC
This is a messenger RNA of Paramormyrops kingsleyae, 4724 nucleotides long. Its product is annotated as E3 ubiquitin-protein ligase NEDD4-like. Gene Ontology annotation, cellular component: cytoplasm. NCBI's taxonomy places the organism in Eukaryota, Metazoa, Chordata, Actinopteri, Osteoglossiformes, Mormyridae. The record is from RefSeq and is a predicted model, not a curated record. Gene Ontology annotation, molecular function: protein binding; sodium channel inhibitor activity; ubiquitin protein ligase activity. Gene Ontology annotation, biological process: receptor catabolic process; receptor internalization; protein ubiquitination.